GAAAGACGAAGAAGUUUAUAAUCGAAUCUAGAGCAAUUUCGGAAACUCCUAUUUACUAGGUCUCAAUCAUCUUCCAAGUUUCUUAGCUAUGGAGUUCCUCUGCACUUGCAAUUCCCCGCCAAAAUUCCUUCUGAAGCAAAUGUAGCUUUAAAUUGCGAAAACUAGGGUUUCUCUGGUGGUUCCUCGAUUUUUGUUCCUCUUUCCUCGCUGAUUUAUCGGAAUUUUCUGGGUUGGGAAGACAAAAUCGACUCAUUUACAUUGAGAUGAAGAAGAUUUUCGGAGGCCCAGGAACUGUGUGUGGCCUGUUACUGAGAAUCGGACAAUGUGCUUCAUCUGCGGCAUCCAUCGGCGUUAUGGUCUCUUCGACAGAUUUCUCUCUUCGCACUGCUUUUUGCUACUUGAUUGCUUCAAUGGGUCUUCAGUUGCUGUGGAGCUUUGGGCUCGCAUGUCUUGAUGUUUAUGCUCUGAGGAGCAAGAAAGAUCUCCAAAACCCGAUUUUGAUUAGCUUAUUCGUCGUUGGUGAUUGGGUGACUGCAAUGUUAUCACUUGCAGCUGCAUGUUCAUCAGCUGGAGUUGUAGUUUUAUAUGCUAAAGAUCUCAAGUAUUGCCAUGUUCAAGACCAAUUUUCAUGUCCUAGGUAUGAAAUAGCUGUAGCGCUUUCUUUCGUCACUUGGGUUCAAAUCGCCGUUUCUUCUCAUGUCACAUUUUGGAUCUUAGCCUCGGUUUAGUUCGGAAAAUAUCUCCGACUUUUUUUUUUCUUGGAAUGUUGAGAACAUCUUGUAGCUUUGAUGAUGACAACCACAUUUUGCUUCAGA
Molecule: messenger RNA, 815 nt
Organism: Eutrema salsugineum
Lineage: Eukaryota; Viridiplantae; Streptophyta; Magnoliopsida; Brassicales; Brassicaceae
Product: CASP-like protein 5B2
Exons: 3
Coding region: 264-728 (154 amino acids)
Cellular component (GO): membrane
Source: RefSeq, a predicted model, not a curated record